AUGGACACGUCAGAGACCGCCCUAGUGUUCGAAGACGAAGACGAAGACGAAACUUGGGUUGAAAUAGCAAAGGCUCGAUCGGCCUACCGCAACACGGAUCUACCUCCUGCAUGCCAGGAUGGACAAUGGCCUAAGGUUUUCCUUCCCACAAUUUACCUGUGGGCAGGAAGUCAACCGAGCCUUUGGAACAUCAGUGAUGAUGCGCUCCUGGAAGCUAUCCAGCAUACCUUUGAUGUCGUCUAUCCAGAGGUCGAGUACACACCCACCGUGCAAGGCUCUGUUUUUGGUGUCACUAAUCAACGUCUCUCCGAGUGGCGCAGCAAUUUUGGCUCCACCGCAAUUGCCAUCAUCAUCGAUUUUAUGGCUCGCAAUGAUGACACUAGCCCCGGCGAGCUCGCUGAGUACCUCCUUUCAGAUUAUGCGUUUCUUUAUGAAGAUCCUGAGGUUAUUGACAAGACGAAGACGUUCCAGUCCCCAUUUAUGCUCCAGCUCAUAGCCACUGGCCACUUCCAUGCAACAUCCGGUCAUGCUGAUGUUCCAGCACUCAACACUGACGCUCUGGUCGUGAACGGGAUUGACGGCGUGAUUGGGAUGUGUGCAGCUGCAGUAAGCCGUUUUUUUUUCCUUUUGAUCAAAGACAAUGCUAAUUCACUUGUGCAGUUGGAACGCGCCCUGAGGCUCAUCAACGACAACAUCAUUAAAGUCGAGGAUGUACUUGCAGCUCCCCCGGCGCUGCGCAAGCUCAUGCUCAAAACACCAAAGAUGCUCAAUAAGGCCACUGGAAAGGAGACCUGGACUGCCUGCGCGUUCUCGGUCAAUAAUUGGGGCUCAGCAACAAACUCAUUCUCAAAGUCGGCUCGUACGAAGGGGAAAACCCUUACGAAGGACAUCACCUCAAUGGCCCGGAAGCUUCUCAAGAAAUCAAACUCUAGACUCAAUGACUUCUUUUCCAACAGCGACUCUGAAGAAUUUGACGAGCGUGCUUUGGUUUAG
Molecule: messenger RNA, 993 nt
Organism: Suillus clintonianus
Lineage: Eukaryota; Fungi; Basidiomycota; Agaricomycetes; Boletales; Suillaceae
Exons: 2
Coding region: 1-993 (330 amino acids)
Source: RefSeq, a predicted model, not a curated record